CGACACGACAUCGGCCAUACUUCGGAUCCCUCGCUGUUCUCUCCCGUUCUCCGAGAGAAUUCCAAUUUCUAGGGUAUUUUUAGCUCCAGUAACCUGAUUAAAAGAAAAGGAAAAAAAACCCCCAAGAUUUUGUAUCAGAGAUGGCGAUCUAAGAGCUUCGAUCGCCUUCUACAAUGGAGGAGGGUUAUACCAGUCUCCCUUCGAGCCAUUUGCUCGGCUCAGUUCCCGCUGUGAUUACUGAAGAGAAAAAGCCGACUACAAGUGAAAUUUGCUGUGUUGGUUGUCUAGGAGGUGCCGCUCCAAAUGCAAAAUUGCAAAUCUUUCCGCCCAACAACGGAGGUUAUCAAUCCCCUGGGACCCCGUACGAUGGAGGUGAACAAACAACAAGCAAUUGGAAGGGGUUCUUUAGCAUUUCAUCCUACCAGCCAUAUUUCAAUGUUGAUAGUGAUAUUGUUGUUGAUAGGCUCAUUAGUUCUGUGUAUCCAACAAAUGAUUUCUAUAGAAAGAUUGACACAAAUCCUGAUAUGUAUGGCCCUGUUUGGAUCACUACAACAUUGGUAUUUAUAUUUGCUGCCCUUGGAAAUUGUGCUACUUAUCUGAUACACCAGAGAUAUGAACAAGAUGUAAUAUGGAGCUUUGAUGUCACAUAUGUGAAAUGGGCAGCAAGCAUUGUUUAUGGCUAUGCACUUCUUGUACCAGCUGCAUUUUACUUCUUGCUUCAGUAUUUGGGAACCAAUGCAAGUCUAAUACGUUUAUGGUGCAUGUGGGGAUAUUCUCUGUUCGUCUUUAUCCCAAGUUCUUUGCUGUUGGUCAUUCCUGUCGAGUUCAUCCGCUGGAUCAUCAUAAUUCUUGCCGGUACAGCAUCGUCAUGGUUCAUCUACGAGAACUUGAAGGUUUACACUGAGGAGAGCCAUGACCUCAUGGUGUUAGUUGCUAGUGCCUUGGUAUUGCAAUUUGCUCUAGCAAUUUUCGUCAAAGUUUUUUUCUUUGUAUGAAGUAAUGUUGAUGACUUGUCUGAGGCUACCUUUUUAUCAUCAUGUAUGAGGAAGCUUUGUGUCAUCCCUAAUCUGUAGCAUAUAUAUAUAUAUUUUGACGGUUUCCUCUUGAGAUUUCAGCUUACACAAAUAUUACGUAGUGUUGUGCCAAUUUUGUGAGAGAUAGCAACGUUGAGAUUGGAUGC
Messenger RNA from Asparagus officinalis (garden asparagus), 1180 nucleotides. Its product is annotated as protein YIPF1 homolog. The transcript is spliced from 6 exons. Lineage: Eukaryota; Viridiplantae; Streptophyta; Magnoliopsida; Asparagales; Asparagaceae. The coding region runs from base 174 to 995 and encodes 273 amino acids. Gene Ontology annotation, cellular component: membrane; Golgi apparatus. The record is from RefSeq and is a predicted model, not a curated record. Gene Ontology annotation, biological process: vesicle-mediated transport. Gene Ontology annotation, molecular function: small GTPase binding.